AUGCCCAUCACAGUGUGGCGGAUGACAGAAGCCGAUAUAGACGGCGCGAUUGACACCAUACAACAAGCCUUCGCCAACGACCCUUACAACCUAUGGGUCUAUCCCGACCGCUCCAAGCUGUCUUUGACGCGUAAUCGAGUCUCCCUCACCCUCCGUUGUCGCUGGGGCAUCCAACAUGGCCUCUUCCACGUUGCCCGCGACACCGCAGAACCCCACAAGAUCCUCGGUUGCGCAAUGUGGAUGCCACCGCGCGCGCCCUCCCAACCAGACAGCUGGUCGCUGUACCUCUCAUACUGGUGGCUAUGGGCCAACCAGAUCCGCAUGAAUCUAUGGUAUGGACGUGGCGGCUUGUCAGUGCAACGAUAUUGGAUUUGGAAGGCGAGACAGGCGGAGGCGCAAAGGGAGAUUUGGACUGAUCCCAAAGGUUACUAUUUCUGUAAUAUCGUUACCGUGUUGCCGGAGGCGCAGGGGAAAGGCGUGGGUAGGGCGCUGAUGGAGGAGGUUUUGCGCGUGGCGGAUCGGGAGGGCGUGUCCUGCUAUUUGGAGAGUAGUAGGAGGGAGCCGAAUGUUGCGAUUUAUGAGAAGUUUGGGUUUAGGCUGGUGAGGGAGAUGGAGUGUAGGGAUGGAGAUGAGGAUGCGGAUGCCAUUACGCUGUACUGUAUGCUCCGGGAGCCAAGGCCCGUUGCGCAGUAA
Plenodomus lingam JN3 is the source of this 693-nucleotide messenger RNA. RefSeq lists its product as uncharacterized. Lineage: Eukaryota; Fungi; Ascomycota; Dothideomycetes; Pleosporales; Leptosphaeriaceae. Gene Ontology annotation, molecular function: acyltransferase activity, transferring groups other than amino-acyl groups. The record is from RefSeq and is a predicted model, not a curated record.